CGUCCCGCCCAGAGUGGCUUCCCCCAUUCGCUCUCGCCUUCAUAUGCCCUUCUGACCCAUCGUCUCUCACCUCUUGAUAAGCCGUCACCGACCUCACGUUUCAGCACGACUCACCCGUCGCCCACGCCUUGCCAUUUGCCUGUUCGAACACCCUCACAUUUGCUAAAUUGCCCCUUGGUCCCCAGUUCGCUGCUAGGCGAAAGCGAGGACCCUUCUCCCAAGAUUUAAACAUUAGACCACCGAUUUUCGUCUGCCAUCCUAAACGUCUAACCAUGCCGUCAUCCAUCCUCUCCCCCAUCGCCCCGAGCCGCUCCAAGGAAGACCUCUUCCACGCGCUUAACUGGUCCGAAUCCAACGAAGCCCACCGCCACCUCUACAUGCUGAUGAUGGAAGAGGCGAACCACGGCCGUGAGCGCGCCAUCCAUCGUGAGCAUCUCCUGCACGGGUACCAGGCCACCACGCACGUCACUGAGACGAGCAAGCACAUAGAGAUUCAGGAGAUCUUCCGGACCGCGAGCCCUGCGACGCGCUCCGUGUACAAUCUCGGCGUGCGCUACGACGGGGAGAAUUGGGAGAAUUGGAUCAUUCGGUGGACGCUUUGGCAUUCGUUUCGCUAUCGUGAUGAUCGGAAUCGGAAUCGAUAUAGUGCGAAUUACUACCCAUGCGGCGAUGCGGCGGCCGCGCAGCACGCGGCGUAUGCGCCUCAUGCGUACUACGCACAAACGGCGCACACUGGUACUUCGUACUAUGACCCUGUGAGGGACACUUAG
This is a messenger RNA of Eremomyces bilateralis CBS 781.70, 770 nucleotides long. RefSeq lists its product as uncharacterized. The record is from RefSeq and is a predicted model, not a curated record. Lineage: Eukaryota; Fungi; Ascomycota; Dothideomycetes; Eremomycetales; Eremomycetaceae. Bases 273 to 770 code for a protein of 165 amino acids. The transcript has 4 exons.